Molecule: messenger RNA, 710 nt
Organism: Odontomachus brunneus
Lineage: Eukaryota; Metazoa; Arthropoda; Insecta; Hymenoptera; Formicidae
Exons: 3
Coding region: 32-391 (119 amino acids)
Source: RefSeq, a predicted model, not a curated record
CGCGCGCGAUCGCGACGCGAUCGCGACGAACAUGGCGGUUACGUAUCCUGACGUGAUCCUGACCGAUUAUUUGCAAGAAUCGCAAAAAGCAAGGAUUAACACGGGACCUGCGGGGGCCGCUCCCGACAAGCUCUCCUUCGCAACGCCGAAUGGGACCGGCAAGAACCUCUCCUGCCCCCGUCCCGCCGCCCCCGCCUGCACGUCGUGUACACCGGGUGCGCGGAUAAGCUUUACGGAUUUGACACUAAUGGCUUGGCCGGGAGCGACGUGUCGUCGGCGGAGAUUGGCCGCGUGCAGAGCAGUACGUGACGCUUCCGCCCGUGAGGGCUCUUGGCAAAACACGCGAGGGAGGAAAAAAGAAGAAGACACCGAUGGGGAGGGAGAGAAAUAAUGUGCACGGCUACGUGUGUGUCUGUGUGCGCACGUGUGCGUGUGUGAAUGUGUGUGGGUGGUAAGGAGAGAUAGAGUGAGCGGAGGAGCAAGUAAGGAGGAUGUCGGGGGUGGAAGGCGCGACGUAGGAGGGCACGAAAACGACGAAAGGGAGAGAGAGAAGGAGGGAACGAGAGAGAGAACGCGAGAGUAAACGGACGCGCGAACGUCCGGAGGGGGAUAGGUCGGGGGUGCGCGUCGAGGAUCAAGAGAUCGAAUGGGAGGCCGGUCCCUUGAUCAUCUCUCAGCUCUCGGACGACGACGGCGACGACGACGGCGAC